Messenger RNA from Ipomoea triloba (trilobed morning glory), 3578 nucleotides. RefSeq names its product disease resistance protein RPM1-like. Gene Ontology annotation, molecular function: ADP binding. Gene Ontology annotation, biological process: defense response to other organism. The record is from RefSeq and is a predicted model, not a curated record. The transcript is spliced from 2 exons. Bases 509 to 3292 code for a protein of 927 amino acids. Lineage: Eukaryota; Viridiplantae; Streptophyta; Magnoliopsida; Solanales; Convolvulaceae.
UGUCCGUGCAAGAACAUACAUGAGCCACAUGAUUCGCUGAUCUCUUGACAUGGCGAAUAGACACGUUCCCAAUGUCACUAGCAAUAUCACGACAUUGCUUAACUAACAAACCCACAUAAGAAAGAUCCAAAGAGUGCGAAUAAAAAUUAUUACAAAAAUUGAGACAAUCAAAUUCAAUAAUUAAAUUCAAGUAGCCACUAGACUUCAACCAUGUAAGCGCUUCCUUUACUGUCAUAGCUUCAGCCAACAACGGAUCAUGAACAAUCCCUAGUCGCCCACUGCACGCAACAACAAACCUCCCGUUAUGGUCCCUAACAACAAAACCAUAACUAGUUCCAUCUUCAAAGACUGCAUGGCAGCAUCAACAUUGCAUUUAAGGAUAUUUGCCGCCGGUGGAGACCAACUAACAGUAGAAGGAGAAUGAUCAUGCACAUGAUCAGCUCGUGAGUACCAGAGUAUACCUUGCAUUGUGAAACUCAGUUGACACAAUCUGUGUUUUGCAAUAGUUAUGGCUGGUGCUAUUGUUGAUUUUGUAGUUGGAAAACUGAAGGAGGAAGCUUUACAAGAAGUAUUAUUCCAGUGGAGAAUCAAAGCUGAGGUGGAGAAAAUCACUGCUCGGCUAGCCAACAUGAAAGGCUACGUUGAUGAUUCAGGCAAGGGGAAACAAGACACCAAUGUAGCAGAGAGCUGGGCGACACAACUGAGGGAUACCACACUUGAACUUGAGGACUUGGUGGAGGAGUUCAUGCUGGAUUCCAAGCUUGUGGAACUCAAUACUCCUCCCUGCAAUUUUUGUGAAGUCAAGUCCCUCUUUGCCAACGUGCAGAGCUUGGUGGAGAGGGUGAAGAUCCAGUUUUUCUUCCAUCGGCAAUUAAAAGCCAUGGAUGAGAAGCUACUUGCUCUAGAAACAGACAAAUCAAAUUACAGUAUAAAACUGAAGACAAAUGACGAAAGAAAUGAGUUACUGAUGGGCAGUGGGAGUGGAUAUAUGGAGGGGACAGAAGCGGUGGGGAUUGACAAGCAGGUGGAGGAUAUAGCAGAGCUGAUUCAGAAGAAUCGUAGAGGGCGGAUGUUGGUGAUCACGGUUUGGGGAGCUGGAGGUUGUGGGAAAACUACUUUGGCCAAGCAAGUUUAUGAAAGAGUGAAGAAUGGUGGGAGCAUUGAUUGUUUUUCUUGGGUUGAUGUAAACCACUCCUCAGAUAUUGAAUAUGUUCUGAGGGAAACAAUCAAGGGGCUGUACAAAAGUGUUGGAUCAGAGAUGCCGCCUAAACUGGAGAAAGCAGAUGAAAAUUCUCUUCAGCAUCACAUUUGUGAUUACUUGAAGGGAAAAAGGUAUGUUGUAUUCUUUGAUGAUGUGUGGGAUGAGAAGCUGCUGAGUAAAAUCAAUAUUCCGGUCCAUCAUGAAUCUGCAAUUAUUAUCACUAGCCGUGAUAAAGGUAUUGCUGACGGAUCUUUUCUUGGGGUUACGUCUCAUUGUGUUGAGGUGAAGCCACUAGAAUUGGAUAUCGCAUGCAACCUUUUCUGCAAAUAUGCUUUUCCUCCUCCUGCUAAGCCUGAGGGCAACUGGCCUAACGAGACUGUUAAAGAAUUGGGAGAAGCAUUGGUUAAGAGAUGCACGGGUUUACCUGUUGCAAUUCUUGCAAUGGCUGGGUUGAUGUCCAAAAAGGGUGAUGAUCCAGCAAAUUGGAGGGAUGCUCUCCAAAGCCUUGACUACUACUCAGCACAAUCUGAAGAAGGUGGCAGUCUAAAAUCUCUCAACAGAGCCCUAUUGUUGAGUUACAAUGAGCUCCCAACUCACCUUAAGUCAUGUUUCUUAUACUGUGCAAUGUUCCCCAAAACACAGAGCCUUCAUGUAGAAAAGUUGAUCCGGAUGUGCAUAGCGGAGGGGUUUAUUGCAGAGCGUGGUGGGAAAUCACUAGAAGACAUAGCAAGGAAUUACCUCCUUGAGCUUAAUAACAGAAGCUUGAUUCGGAUUGUCACCAAAAAGUCUAUAUUUGUUAGAGUGGAGGACAAAAUUGAAAUGCAUGACCUGUUCCGUGAUGUAGCUGGUGAGGUGAUCAGAAGGGAAAUGUUUGCUGAAAUCAAAUUGAGUGGAAUGCAUAAUACCAAACUAGAGUGGAAGCAAAGGCGUAGUUUGAUAUUCCUAAAAAUAAAGCAAAAGGUGGAUCUUGAAAUGGGCAAUAUGAAGAAGCUACGUACACUCAUCAUUUUCCGUGGAGGGAUUAUUGUGAGGAAUUCGCUCCCUCAGAUGCUCCAAAACAUGAAGUUGCUCAGAGUUUUGGCGUUGGAAUGGUUAAUUGGUGGUUAUGCGAAGGGACUACCCAAUGAGGUUGGGGAUCUAAUUAAUCUUAGGUACAUCAGUCUGUAUGGUAAUAUUGCGACGAGACAUCUCCCUGAUUCCUUGGGAAGAUUGCACAAUCUACAGACAUUGGAUUUAAGACUGACUCCCGUGAAGAGUUUGCCUAAAUGCGUGUCACAGCUUAUGCAGCUGAGACAUCUCUUUGGGCACUAUGACUUACAAUUGCCAGAUAUUGUAUUCACAUCUUCUCAGCUUCAAACAUUAUCUGGCAUACUCAUUAAUACCAUUGAAGCAAGAGAAUUAGUAAGCCUCACACAACUCACUGAGUUGGACAUUACAUUCAAGGAAGGGGAGGAAUGCUGGAGAGCAAUUUGUGAUUCUGUCAAAAAAAUGACAAAUCUUCGCUCUCUAUUUAUUUGGUAUAAAGGUGAUGGUAUGGUAUGGGAAUUUGGAAAUUUCUCACCACCCCUUUAUCUCGAGAAGAUGGCGCUCCGUAAUUUACAGAAAUUGGUAAAGUUUACCCGCACUCUUAACUAUCUUCACUCAAUCAAUAUACAAGAGUGUUAUGUAGAUGGGGAUUUUUUCAACAGUUUGGAGAAACUGCCAAGCUUGGUGUGCCUCUACAUUGGGUCUUACAGUGGAGAAGAGUUAUUGUGCAGUGACGGAAGCUUUCAAAAACUCAAGAAGCUAGAGAUAUUGUGCGAGAAGCUUACCAAGUGGGAAAUUGGAAAAGGAGCUAUGAAAUAUCUUGAGUCACUAGCUAUACUUGAUUGCUAUAGUCUAGAAAUGGUUCCAGAAGGGUUGAGAGAAGUUGAGUAUUUGAAAGAAUUGCGUCUAUCCCACCCAUCUCAACAACUUGUUCAAGGGAUAAGUGUUGAAGGAUCAGAUCGAUGGAAGAUUGAACAUAUACCGAGAGUUACUAUCAAAACAAAGUCCACGGAUGACGACGACAAGGAGGACGAGGUGGACAUAAAAUGCAGGAAUGAAGACUAAAUUGCGGCCAUAACUAUGUUACAGCAGGGGAGUAAUGUGGCUGCCUUUUGUCUCAUCCCACGCCAGAAGCAAGCUCUCUGAUCUGCACACUUGAGCACCACAACCUCUUAAGAAACUGCAUGUACAUACCUAGUUUCUCUAGUUUGUUAUUCUCCCUACCUUAUAAUACCAAGUAGUUAUCCUAGCUUGUUUGUUUACGUGAGAAUAAACACACACUCUGUACAAAACCUUCUUUCUCUCUAUCAAUCAACAACUAUAUAUAUAUUUUGUUUAUAUUUUGAAUGAA